AUGUCCGAUAUCAGUGAUACGCAUGCUGCCCUUCUUUGGGACAUGCAAUGCUUGGACAUUCCUACCAAAAGAUUAAGCGAUAGCCCUUCUGAAACUUUUGAGCGCUCAUAUCUCUCAGAACAUUCUAUGGAAGUAAACCCAACUGCCUUGCAGGAGCUGGCUAAGCGCCGUUUGCCUCCCUCAACUUGGCGAAUCGAUAGUCGAGAAGCUUUCGAGAAGCGCAGCCAUGAACAGGCUGAUUUCAGGGUGUUACGCCAAAAAAGCACCUCAGGUCACCAGCUUCUGGCGUCUGAGACCAGCCUUCAGCGCAUGACUGAUGACCAGCAAGCUUUGCAUUGGGUAAAUUAUAAGAUACCACAACAACCAGAGACUGGACCUAUGGGCCAGGACAAGCUUAUGGAAGAACUCGAACUCAUCUAUGCGGGCCUGGCGAAGGUCGAAUCUAAUCUCACCACAGAGGCUCACAUUAUCUCUCCCUGCGUAGAACCGUUAGUCAAAGACUCUGGAUUUUCGCGUUGGUCUGAGCAGAGCAGGAUCGAAACAAGCACGCUUAAGGAUGAUCUUUCGCAGGCUGGAAUUGGUGAAGGUCUCCAUACCCAGAGGUCGACACAGGACUUCUCGGGCCACAGCCAAUCUCACAACCUGGAGUUUAGAAGCUUUGCACGCAAGAUUUCCUUGCACUGCCGGACUUGGCGUCGGAUUAGCGAUCGCCUACUGCCCCUUCUAAGACGCGAACAACACCUUGCAUCGUCACAGCAGUGGGUGGAGGUUAUGAAAUUGUCUUCGUCUCUUAUGCACCUCUUGAAUGAGAACGAGUCAACGGUAGCAAACGCGGACACUGCACUAGUGGGAGCUCUAGCCCGGGUCGAAGCCAUCUUAAACCGAUUGAUGCUGAGAUUCAGGUGCAGAUAUGAUAAACUCGAGCAGAAAGUCGGGUUGGUUGAGGCGAUUUUUGAGUUUCCCAAUAAUUUCAGACACUUAUGUACAACGAUGCCAUGGACAAUUGCUCCCGCGUUGUUGAUACUUUGGGGUGUUUGUUGGAUGUUCUUUGGUUCCCCUCCACCCCCGCUGCAAAAGCCUACUGCGGCUGGGCCUGCAACUUCACCCUCGCCAGUUUUGGAUGAAUUUCUUGGGGGGGACCCUAGCACUGAUACUUCAGAUUACCUCCGAUACUUUAAUAUCCCAUACGCGGAUGGCUAUGGCAGUCAGGAUAAUGUACAGAGCUUUGUGCAUGAUGAUCUUGAUUUAUCAAGCAGCUUUUUUGACCCUCUGAGGAUUACUCAAGACACCCCACGGGAUCCAGACUUUUUACAAGUUGGUCACUUACUGCAAACGAAUAACUUCAACUUGGAAAUGCUUGACCAAGACAGCGAUGAUACAAGACGGUUACCAGAGACCACUGCGUCGGAUACACAACCACAAUCCCACCAGACACAAUAUCGUCAAUCAGCAACGAAUAUCAGCGGGCACGAGAGUGAGACCCAGUGGUAA
Fusarium sp. VM40 is the source of this 1491-nucleotide messenger RNA. The record is from the annotation of a GenBank genome assembly. NCBI's taxonomy places the organism in Eukaryota, Fungi, Ascomycota, Sordariomycetes, Hypocreales, Nectriaceae.